AUGAAACAAAAUGAUGAAAUUAAAAAAGAAAUUAUUGUACCGAGAAUUACACAGAUAGAUGCUAAUUAUUUCGAUAAUGAAAUUAAUAAAAUAUUAUUUAAUCAAAUAUUGGAAGUGUCAAAAUUUUUAAAACCUGGAGCAUUGAAUAAUUUCAAGUCAGAAUUGAAUUUCAUUUUAAAUUUAGUCAUAUAUAAAUAUUCAAUUUUACAAAAAAACAGUACGUUUGGACAAGAUCUAGUAGGAUUAAAAUAUAACGACUCGUUUAAACGCACAAAACUUUAUCUUUAUCCUAUACUAAAAUAUUUUUUUCCUUACCUGAAGAAAAAAUAUGAAGAAAAUGGCACAAGAGUAAAUAAUAAUGUAAUGUUACUGAAAAAUAUAUUGAAAAUUAGUCAGUUUUUAAACCUAUUAGUGUUUUUAGUGCAAGGAAAAUAUCCAACGAUAAGCGAUCGAUUGUUAAAUUUAAAAUAUGUACCCACAAAAAAAUAUAAUAGAAGUGUUGGUUAUCAUUUUAUGACUAGGCAACUUGUAUGGUUUAGUAUUUUGGAAUUGCUAAAAUUAAUUUUACCAUUAGUUAAUUAUUCGAAAAUUAAAAGUAAAAUUAGCACUUUAGUUUUUUCUAAAUUUUACACAAAGAGGAUUAAAAUUCAUACCAAGUAUAAAAACAGUUCAAAAUGUGUUAUUUGUAAAGAUUAUUUAAUUUUACCAUGUACAAUAUCUGAAAAAUGUUCUCAUUUAGCUUGUUAUUAUUGUUUAAAGGUAAAUAAUUUUUAA
Pediculus humanus corporis (human body louse) is the source of this 774-nucleotide messenger RNA. RefSeq lists its product as uncharacterized. Gene Ontology annotation, molecular function: zinc ion binding. The transcript is spliced from 4 exons. NCBI's taxonomy places the organism in Eukaryota, Metazoa, Arthropoda, Insecta, Psocodea, Pediculidae. Bases 1 to 774 code for a protein of 257 amino acids. The record is from RefSeq and is a predicted model, not a curated record. Gene Ontology annotation, biological process: protein import into peroxisome matrix. Gene Ontology annotation, cellular component: peroxisomal membrane.